Molecule: messenger RNA, 4383 nt
Organism: Peromyscus maniculatus bairdii (prairie deer mouse)
Lineage: Eukaryota; Metazoa; Chordata; Mammalia; Rodentia; Cricetidae
Source: RefSeq, a predicted model, not a curated record
GGAAUCUGAGAGGAAAACAGAGGAAACUCCUACUCUUCGGAAUAGUUUCCUAUUCAUCUAAAUACCAUAGUGUAGUAGUAAAUUCUGUCUAAGCUUAGAAGUACCUUUUAACCUGAAUCCGCAUGCUAUUGAUGUAUGUUUGGUGAGGCUUUUGGUAUUACUUUUUAUAAUAGUUCCUGGAACUGGAAUCCAGUGUUUCAUGCCUGUUAGGGAAACUCAACCACAGAGCUAAACUGUAAACCUUUUUAUUUACUUAUUUUUUUUCUAUUUUUGAGACAUGGUCUCACUUUGUAGCCUGUGGUGGUUGGAACCUUGCUAUGUAGAACUGGCUGGCCUGAAACUCAGAGAGACCCACUUGCCUCUGUCGCCUUAAUGCUAUGAUUAGAAAUCUUUGUCAUCAUGCCUGGUCUUGCCUGUCCUGUUGCUAUUAUUCUUGAUAUUGUACCCUUUUUUCAGGACAGGGUUUCUCUGUGUAGCCCUGACUGUCCUGGAACUCUCUAUAUAUAGACCAGGAUGGCCUCAAAUUCAGAGAUCUUCCUGCCUCUGCCUCCCAAGUGCUGGGAUUUAAGGCAUGUGCCACCACUGCCCAACCAAGAUUAUACUUUUAAAAAGUCAGUUUCUGGAGAUUCCACUAGUUUCUCUAUUAUGCUUUUUAUGUUUUUAAGUCAGUGGCACUAACCUAUGUUUAAUAAUUUAAGGGAAAAAUACUCUUCAGCAAAAUUUGAAAUCAAACAAUCUUUUAAAUAUAUGAUCAUGUAAAGCCUUUGAGAUUGCAUUUCAAACAAGUGAUUAAAUUAAUUUUCCUAUUAGUGUGUAGGAAUACUUUAAAUGUGAAUGUUUCAUAUUUCUGAAUUUUGCAAAUUUAGUCUCAUUUGGGGGUAGCUAGUUAAUUAUGUGCACCUCUAAAUAUAAAAGUAAGGAAAUCUAAGUGCUAAGACACAUACCUUAUUUAUGCUUAAUUAUGUUUCAGUAUGUCUUAAUAGUUAACGUAUCCUUGAAUAUAGAUUUUUCUAAACUAUCAAUAGUUUGUGAGCCUUGUGUAAGAGCAGUAUGAUCUUUUAGCAUCAAAGUAUUUACAAAUGCUGAAUAAAUAUUUGCUGAACCAUCCAACAGUCCUUUUUUGUAAAAAAAAAAAUACAUUGUCUACAAAGAAAUGCUAACAUUCUCUCACAACAAUGUGCCUUUGCCAAUGAGUGAAGUUUUUAUUUUAAUUACAAUCACAUGAAAUUUAAAACAAUAGUGCUUACUAAGAUUAUCUUCUUUCCUUCAAUACAGAAAAUAUCUUUCUGAACACUCUAUGUUCUAUUGUUAAGCAUAAAAUUCAGGAGAGCACAUUUUAUUUUGUUUUUGUCUAACAGUUUGAAAAUUCAAAGUUAUUUUGUCAAAUCCAAGUUAUAUUUUCUAAAUUUCACCUUUCUCAAGUAUCCAUAUUUUCUCCUCUAACAUUCUAUAAACAACAUUUAUUAACUACAAAGCCAUUUAUAUAUUCUUAGCCUUGUUUUGUAGGUUAUAGUUUAUGAAAAACAUUCUUUUUAAAUUUUUGUCAAAGGAAGGCAAAUUAUAGUAAGGUGGUGGGUGGAUAGUUUACUUUUAACCUUAAUCAUAGUGAACUAUAAUGUGAAAACGAAGCAUUUGCUCUGUGGGAUUCUGGAAUGCUUGUUCUGACCUUCAAACAGUGUCCUUUUUCUUGGGAGAGGGAUUGGCUUCUUUCACUCCGACCACACAGCUCUGGUUGGAACUUGAGUGCUUUUCAAUUACACAGCUUCCACAGGCCAAAGGUCCUCUACCCAAGGCAGACAGAUCAAAAUCCUUCCCCAGAAAGGAUCAUUUUUACUUUGUUGACUUCGACAUCCUCUUCAUGUUUGUAGAAGAGACAGUUGAACUCUGAGUCAGAACUGACUACUUACAAAACUAGUGAUCAUCGCCAUUCAGUUUUAUUGGUCAUCACACAUAGCACAUUUCUGAAGGAAAGCUCCUAGGACUGUACACCACACAGAGAGAAACAGUCAAACGAAACACACAUUUUAGUUUCCCUUCUUGAGUUAUAGACACAUUGCCAUUUGGAAGUUAGAAACUGGAUUUUUAAAAAUGAUGUUUUUAUUCUAAAACAGAAAAAAAUAAUAACUUUUAUAAUAGAAUGAAAACUCCUCCAACAGCAAGAUAUUUUGUAUUUCCUCCAUGGUGCUAUGGUCAGAAACUAAAUGAAUACCUGUACAGACAAACAAUUGUUAAAUGAAUGACAAUCCAGAGCUUUCUGUACUGAGUUUGUACCGUUAUGAGGAAGAUACAUAUUUCUGUCACACAGAUUAGCUGUCUCAAGGAUGCCAAAUGAGGCUUAGGGGCAAAGGAGCGAGAAAGGAGAGAAUCGAACACUUUGACCUAAACCCUGAGCAUUUUAGCCCUUACAGAGCACUUAGAAACAAAAAAUUAUCUGAAGUUGUAAAGCCGAACGCUUGGUGGCGCUGCAGGCUAAGAAAACGAAAACCUGCAGACUUCACGCCUGUAAAAGCGGAGCCAUUUCUUGCGGCUGAGAAAGGAAGCUUUUUAAAUUUCUGCCGAUAGAUCCUUUCAGAAAGGCAGAUACACCGUGUCUAAAAAGAAAAGAAGCUCAAAAUUAUUGAGCCAAGAUUCCUGAGCUGCUCACAAAGCAGUUCUUGUGUGAUUAACUGCUGCGUCUUUUGGACCUGAGGGACGAUGGAGACACCACUCCACAGGGCACUACAGAAAAGGCAAGUGACCGCCAUUGUCUUUCUGUUACUAUUGUGGGAGGCAGGCAGUGCGACCAUUAAGUAUUCAGUUCUAGAGGAAACAGACAGGGGCUCUUUGGUGGGCAACCUUGCAAAAGAUCUGGGAUUGGGCUUAAGGGAUCUGGUCAUCAGGGGCGCCCAGGUUCUUAACAAAGGUAACAAGCAGCUCUUGCAGCUGGAACAGAAGAGUGGAAAUUUGGUCCUGAAAGAAAAAUUGGAUCGGGAGGAGUUGUGCGGGAGCACAGACCCGUGCACCCUCCAUUUCCAGGUGUUACUAAAAAACCCAGUGCAAUUUAUUCAGGGGGAAAUACAGCUCCAAGAUGUAAAUGACCAUGCCCCAGAAUUCAUGGAAGAUGAAAUUCUCCUUAAAAUCCCUGAAAGCAGCCAUCCAGGGGCCAAGUUUCCACUGACAAUAGCUCAAGAUUUGGACGUCGGUAGCAACACAGUUCAGAACUAUACAGUCAGCAUGAACUCGAAUUUCCACCUUCUCACCCGCAUUCACAGCGACGGCAGGAAAUACCCAGAGCUGGUGCUGGACAGAGCGCUGGACCGGGAGGAGCAGGCAGAGGUGAAAUUAACACUCACAGCUCUGGACGGUGGGUCACCUCCCAAGACUGGGACUACACAGGUUCUCAUCGUGGUGCUGGACAUUAAUGACAAUGCCCCUGAAUUUGCCCAGGAGCGCUAUGAGGUGCAGGUUCAAGAGAACAGCCCUGUGGGGUCACUUGUCAUCACUGUAUCAGCAAGAGAUUUAGAUGCUGGGACCCACGGGGAGCUGUCCUACUCGCUUUUUCAGUGCUCAAAUGAAGUCCUUCGGGCUUUUGAAAUAAAUACAGAUACCGGAGAAAUUAGAAUAAGAAGACUAUUGGACUUUGAGGAAAUUCAAUCUUACCGCAUGGAAAUCCAGGCCUCUGAUGGCGGAGGUCUUUCAGGAAAAUGCACAGUAGUAAUAGACGUGACAGAUGUAAAUGACAAUGCCCCUGAACUCACCAUGUCAUUACUUAUCAGUGAUAUUCCAGAAAACUCUCCUGAAACUGUAGUCGCGAUCUUUGGAAUUUCAGAUCCAGACUCUGGAGACAACGGGAAAAUGGUUUGUUCCAUACAAGACCGUCUUCCCUUUCUCUUGAAACCUACUGAAGAAAAUUUCUACACUUUGGUAACGGAAGGCGCACUGGACAGAGAGAGCAGAGCUGAGUACAACAUCACCAUCACAGUCACCGACAUGGGCACACCCAGGCUCACAACACAGCACACCAUAACAGUGCAGGUGUCCGACAUCAACGACAAUGCCCCUGCCUUCACACAAACCUCCUACACCCUGUUUGUCCAGGAGAACAACAGCCCUGCCCUGCACAUAGGCACCAUUAGCGCCACAGACUCAGACUCAGGCUCCAAUGCUCACAUCACCUACUCGCUGCUGCCCACCCAAGACCCGCAGCUGGCCCUGGCCUCGCUCAUUUCCAUCAACGCCGAAAACGGGCAACUGUUCGCGCUCAGGGCGCUAGACUACGAGGUCCUGCAGACCUUCGAGUUCCACGUGGGCGCCACAGACCAAGGCUCUCCUGCGCUCAGCAGCCAGGCGCUGGUGCGAGUGCUGGUGCUGGACGCCAACGACAAUGCGCCCUUCGUGCUCUAC